AUGGGCAAACUUAUUCGCCUGGAGCUUUUCAAUUUCAAGUCCUACAAAGGACACCAUACGCUACUCUUCGGAGAUGCGUACUUCACAUCGAUCAUUGGGCCCAAUGGGUCUGGCAAGUCGAAUUCUAUGGAUGCCAUCUCUUUCGUUUUAGGAAUCAAGUCUUCUCACCUGCGAUCGACCAACCUCCGCGAUCUCGUCUACCGUGGACGUGUACUGCGCACAUCGAAGGUUGACGGUGCGCCUCCUGCCAAUGGAGAGAACGGCGAGCCAGAGGAGGCGGAUGAGGAUGAGGACGAGGAUAUGGAUGCGUCGCAAGACGCAGGUGGCCCGAAUGAUCCUAAGACUGCCUGGGUUAUGGCCUGCUAUGAAGAUGACGCCGGUGACGAGCAGCAAUGGCGUCGUUCUAUCACCAGCCAAGGUGCCAGCGAAUAUCGCAUCAACAACAAAAUUGUCACUGCUCAGCAAUACAACGAGGCUUUGGAGGCUGAAAACAUCUUGAUUCGCGCGCGCAACUUCCUUGUGUUCCAGGGAGAUGUUGAGGCUAUUGCCUCUCAAUCGCCUCGAGACCUUACUCGGCUAAUCGAGCAGAUUUCUGGCAGUUUGGAGUACAAGGCCGAUUAUGAGAAAUUGAAGGCGGAGGCAGAUGAGGCGGCUGAACAGCAGACCGUUCAACUCAACCGCCGAAGAGGCAUCAACUCCGAGGUCAAGCAGUACCAGGAGCAGAAGCGAGAAGCCGAGAACUACGCCAAGAAGGCCGAGGAACGUGACCAAGCAAUCAUUACACAUAUUCUUUGGAAGCUCUUCCACUUUCAACGCCUGAUCGACGACUCGAGUGCCGACAUCCAGAAGCACCAGGAUGAGCUUAAGGAAUACCGCCGUGGCGUCGAGAAGUAUGAGACGAAUGUCGAGAAUGCCAAGAAGGAGCACGCCCGUGUUGGCCGGGACGUUGGCAAGGCCGAGAAGAACAUCCUGAAAAAGGAGAAGGAUAUCGAAGAACUCAACAACUCCUUGGUCCCCGUCGAUGAAAAGAUCGACAUCACCCAGAAAAAGGUCGAGCGGUAUGCUUCAAAAAUCGACGAGAUCGCCAAGGAGCGUGAGACCUACUCCAAUGGCGCUAAGAAGCUCGAGAAGGAUUUGAAGCUUGUUGAGAAAGCUCAGGCUCAAUGGGAGACUGAGUGGAAAAAGACUACGAACAAGCAGGGCGUGCAGCUGAGCGAAAGUGACCAGCAAGAAUACCACAAGCUUCGGGAGGAGGUUAGCAAACGCUCUUCCUCGGACCAAUUAAACCUCGACAACCUCCAGCGACAAAGAAAGACCGAGGCAGAAGCUGUCAACAGUCUGAAGGGCAAGUUCGAGAAUACUGAGUGGCAGCUUAAAAACUUGGAGUCUGAUGCUCAAAACAUGAAUGAGCGCAAGGCGGCUCUUACCGAAACAAACAAAACCACAUCCAAGAACAUCGACCGCAAGAAAAAAGAGCUUAACACCUUGACAUCGGAGCGCUUGAAGGUCUCGCAAAUGAGAACAGAACUCGAGGAGAAGCUACAGGUUGUGCUGAGGAAGCUACUUGAGGCCGACAAUGGAAAGAAGCAAAACGAGCGCGAGCUGCGCGCCAAAGAGAUGAUCUCAACUCUCAAGCGUAUUUUCCCCGGUGUAAAGGGCCGCGUCAGUGAUCUUUGCAGGCCCAAACAGCGCAAGUAUGCCGAGGCAGUUAGCACCGUCCUAGGCCGCCAUUUCGAUGCUAUUGUGGUGGACAACGAGAAGACUGCCAAGGAAUGCAUUCAGCAUCUUCGCGACCAGCGCGCAGGUCUUGCUACUUUUCUGCCUUUGGAAACUAUCCAGGUCAAGCCUGUCAACUCCAACUUGAAGGGCAUGCACCGAAAUAUGCGCCCGGCUAUUGAGACCAUCGACUAUGAAGACUGGGUCGCUCGUGCCAUUAGCUACGCCUGCGGGAACUCGAUUGUUUGUGAUGAUCUAGAGACAGCUAAGUAUCUUUGCUACGAGAGGAACGUUGAUGCUAAGGCUGUCACCCUUGAUGGCACCGUGAUUCACAAGGGUGGUCUCAUGACCGGUGGACGAGGCCCCCAGCAAAACUCCAAGCGUUGGGAAGAUUCCGAGGUCGAGAAUCUUUAUAAGCUAAAGGAUAAGUUGUUGGGCGAUCUCGGCAGUCUCCCUAAGAGCCACCACCGUGGAUCAGAGGAGGAGACUCUGCAGGGUGAACUGGUUGGUCUGGAGCAGCGACUGAACUAUUCCCGCGAGGAGUUGAAGGCACUUGAAAGAAACGUCAAGAGCAAGCACAGUGAGCUGGACUUUGUUAAGCGCCAGAUGGAGGACCUGCGCCCCAAAUAUACCGAGCGCAAGGAGAAUCUCGAUGAGCUGGACCAAACUAUUGAAGUCUCUCAAUCCUCGGUUAGUGCAGUUGAAGAUGAGAUCUACAAGAAGUUCUGCAAGCGUCUUGGAUAUGAUAAUAUCCGUGAAUAUGAAGCCCAGCAGGGUUCGCUGCAGGAGGAAGCUGCGCAAAAGAAACUUGAAUUCACCACUCAAAAGAGCCGCAUUGAGAACCAGCUCAGUUUCGAAAUGCAGCGGAUCCAGGCGACCCAAGAGCGUGUCAGCGGCCUCGAGGCCCAGUAUGAGCGCGAUAUGAGUCUUAUUCAGGAGCUUAGGGGCCAACAGGACGAGAUUCGAAACAGGCUAGACGAGUUCGGUGCUGAGCUUGAGCUUCUCCGGGAAGCUCUUGAGCAGCAGAAGGAAAUAUAUGCACAGGCAGCAGAAAAUCUAGCCGAGCAGCGAAGAGAACUCCAGAAGCGAAGCAAGCAUGUCGAAGCAGCGCUUAAGAGCAUUAAUGUUCUUGAAGCAGAAAUCCAGCGCAAUUCAUCUGGCCGUUACGCCCUCCUGCGUCGAUGCAAGCUUGAAGACAUUGAUGUUCCGUUGACAGACUCUUCUAAUUCCUUCGACAAACUUCCCAUCGAUGAGUUGGUACAGGGUGCCGAUCCAGAUGCCAUGGAUGUAGAUGAGGCCGAUGACCUUGAUGAGGCUCCUGUGGUCCAGGAUUAUGGAAUCGAGGUCGACUUUGACUCUCUUGGAGAGACACUCAAGGAAGAAGCCGAUGAUAAGCUCGAGGAUGAGUUGCUAGAAAAGGUUCGCGUUCUCAACAGUGAGCUCGAUAAAAUGGCACCGAAUACUCGCGCCAUGGAGCGCCUCGAGACGGUCGAGAACAAGCUUCGUAGCACUGAGCAGGACUUUGAGGAUGCGCGCAAGCAAGCCCGAAAGGCCAAGGAUGGGUUCGAGGCAGUGAUGAAGAAGCGCUCCGAUCUCUUUAACAAGGCCUUUGCACACAUUUCAGAACAAAUUGGCCCUAUCUACCGAGAAUUGACGCGCAGUGCCAACUAUCCGCUGGGCGGACAAGCUUACCUUGAUAUCGAGGACUCGGAUGAGCCUUACCUUGAUGGAAUUAAAUACCACGCCAUGCCUCCUCUGAAGCGUUUCCGUGAUAUGGAGCAUCUUUCUGGUGGCGAGAAGACCAUGGCCGCACUUGCCCUACUGUUUGCAAUCCACUCAUAUCAACCUUCUCCAUUCUUCGUGCUGGACGAGGUUGAUGCGGCUCUCGAUAACACCAAUGUUGCCCGCAUUGCCAAUUACAUCCACGACCACGCCGCCCCCGGUAUGCAGUUCAUUGUUAUCAGUUUGAAGACUGGACUGUUCCAGAACAGUGAGGCACUAGUCGGAAUCUACAGAGAUCAAGUGGAGAACAGCAGUAAAUCCCUGACUCUUGAUCUCCGCAAAUACACCUGA
Penicillium verhagenii is the source of this 3789-nucleotide messenger RNA. RefSeq names its product cohesin subunit SMC1. Lineage: Eukaryota; Fungi; Ascomycota; Eurotiomycetes; Eurotiales; Aspergillaceae. Gene Ontology annotation, biological process: sister chromatid cohesion. The transcript has 5 exons. Gene Ontology annotation, cellular component: nucleus; chromosome; cohesin complex. Bases 1 to 3789 code for a protein of 1262 amino acids. The record is from RefSeq and is a predicted model, not a curated record. Gene Ontology annotation, molecular function: ATP binding; protein binding; ATP hydrolysis activity.